AUGGCUUUCAAGAUUGCAUUACUUGUGAUGUAUUGUCUACUUCGCUGUGUAACAUCUGAAGAUCUUGGGUUCAAAUACAAUGGAUUCUGGUUGGCAAACAUGAACCUGGACAGCGUAGCUGUUAUCACCUCCGGUGGCCUCUUAAAGCUAACGGAUAUGACAAAACAACAACAACAAGGUCAUGCCUUCUAUCCUAGUCCCAUAAACUUCAAGAACUCGAACGGCUCGGCCUAUUCUUUUUCCACAUCCUUCGUCUUUGCCAUAGAGUCUAAAUAUCAGGAUAUAAGUGGACAAGGGAUGGCUUUCGUGAUUGCACCAACAAGAGGCCUCCAAGGAGCCCUUCCAAACAAGAUGAACGGCAGAUCUCAGGGGCUUGAUAUAUCUCUACUUCCCAAGCUACCCAAUGAGAAAUCUAAACUUUUGACAAUUGGCUUGCCUACUAUUUCAUCGUUUGUGUUGUUGACAGCAAUCUUGGCUGUAGCUUAUUACAUGAAAAGGAUGAAGAAAAAGUAUGCAGAAGAGCUAGAAGACUGGGAACUUGAAUAUGGACCUCACCGCUUCAUGUACAAAGACUUAUACAUAGCCACCAAAGGAUUUCAAGACAAGGAGAUAUUAGGGACCGGAGGAUUUGGUAGGGUGUACAGAGGUUUAUUGCCUACAUCUAAAAUUCAAGUUGCUGUCAAGAGAGUGUCUCAUGAAUCAAGACAAGGAAUGAGGGAAUUUGUAGCAGAAAUUGCCAGCCUUGGUGUGGCAUCUGGCCUUAUAUACCUACACGAAGAAUGGGAACAAGUAGUGGUUCACAGGGAUGUUAAGGCUAGUAAUGUGUUGCUUGAUGGUGAAUUAAAUGGAAGAUUAGGGGACUUUGGCCUUGCAAGACUCUAUGAUCAUGGAAGUGACCCUCGAACUACUCGUGUUGUUGGUACUCUAGGGUACCUUGCCCCAGAGCAUACAAGAAGUGGCAAGGCCUCAACAAGCACUGAUGUAUAUGCCUUCGGAGCCUUUCUACUCGAAGUUGGCUGUGGUAGAAGGCCAAUAGAGCCACGAGCACCAACAGAAGAGAGAGUUCUGGUGGACUGGGUGUUUUCCCACUGGAAUAGAGGUGAAAUUUUACAGGCUAUUGAUUCAAAAUUGGGUUAUGAUUAUGUGAAAGAAGAGGUGGAACUGGUAUUAAAACUUGGAUUACUAUGCUCUCAUUCUGAGGCUGUUGCUAGGCCAAAUAUGCGGCAAAUUCUGCUCUACUUAGAAGGCGCUGCAGCAUUGCCAGAUAUAUCCUCUCUUCGUAUUUCUGCAGCUGGCCUAACAUUUGCACAUGGUGAAGGCUUUGAUGAUUUUAAUAAUUCAGAUGGCAACUCUUCCACUGUUGCAGCGUCCUUACUAUCUGGUGGGCGAUAA
Messenger RNA from Fraxinus pennsylvanica, 1392 nucleotides. NCBI's taxonomy places the organism in Eukaryota, Viridiplantae, Streptophyta, Magnoliopsida, Lamiales, Oleaceae. The record is from the annotation of a GenBank genome assembly.